GCGCAGUAGUUGUUCUCGCGCAAGUGUGCUAAAUGAACUUGGUAGCUUGUAAAGCUAUCCGAAGAGUGUUGAAAAGUGAGAGCGUCCCUUAAAAUCGUACGAAGAUGAUGUCCCUUGCUCCAAAAAAGGAUGGAGGGCCCAACACAAAGUUCUUUGAAUCUCCAGAAACUAUAUCCCUAUUCGAUGCAAUAAAGUCGUGGUUGCAGAAGAACUGUAAAAAGUAUGUUCAGACAGAUCCACCCACAAGCAAAGGCUUGUCUGCACUUGUCAUUCAGCUGAUACAGUUUCAGGAAGACAACCUUGGAAAAAAUGUCAGCAAACCCCCACUUACCAGACUGCCUAUGAGAUGUUUUCUAGAUUUCAAACCGGGUGGUGCCUUGUGCCACAUACUAGCCACAGUUUAUAAAUUUAAGAGUGAUCAAGGAUGGAGAAGAUUUGAUUUUCAGUCACCUUCUCGAAUGGAUCGCAAUGUGGAAAUGUUCAUGAAUGUGGAAAAGGUGCUGAUCCAGAACAAGUGCCUUACAAUGCCAGUAAUAUAUGUACGAUCAGAGGUGGAGAAGAGCAUGCAGGUGAAAAUAAAGGACAUAAUUAAGAGGCACCAAGGAUCCUUUACAGAUAAUGAAGAGGAAGCAACACACAUCAUUUACCCACCUUGUGAUCCACUGGAUGAGGAGUAUGCACGUCCCACAAUGAAGCGUGAUCGGAUGGUUCUGCUACACUGGUACUACUUUCCAGAUAGCCAUGAUACUUGGACCAAUGUGGAGUUACCUGUUGACCCACCUGACUCUCCUGUGCCACAUACGGGGCCUUGGCGGGUGGCAGCUAUGUGGGUACUAGAUCUCGAUCAGUACAAUGAGUGGAUGACUGAGGAGGAUUAUGAGGUUGAUGAGGGAGGACACAAGAAGAUCCACAAGCUUCGUUUGUCAGUGGAUGACCUAAUGAGUCAGUCAGAUCCAGACCGAAACAAAAAGAAACCGAAACGCAAGAGAUCACCUUCACCAAUUCCCAAGCGUGACAAGAGGAAGAGUGGUCGCAGCCCUGCUGCAAGUGGAAGCAAAAAGCAUAAGAGCGAGGAAGAAGCUGAUGAUCUCACUAAGGAAAUGGAGGAACCUCCUCCAGAACCAAACAUUCAAGAGGUUACUGUCCCUAAGCCAGGUUCAUCUUCUAAGAAAGACAAUGACCUGCAGCCUAUCAAGGGUGGAACAAUGACAGAGCUGGAGGAGGAGGCAGAGAAGGGUGAAGAUAGUCAGACUGGCAAGGCAUCAGAUAACAACACGCAGGAAUUCAAUGCAAAGGAUGAUGGACAGGAGGACAAUGUGACAGAACAGACGCAUCACAUCAUUAUCCCAAGCUACUCAGCAUGGUUCGACUACAAUUCCAUCCACACAGUGGAGAAACGUGCCCUGCCAGAAUUCUUCAAUGGGAAGAACAAAUCAAAGACACCAGAGAUCUACUUGGCAUACCGUAACUUCAUGAUUGAUACAUACCGUCUCAAUCCUACAGAGUACAUCACUAGUACGGCAUGCAGGCGCAACCUGGCAGGAGACGUUUGUGCUAUCAUGAGAGUCCAUGCUUUCCUGGAACAGUGGGGUCUCAUUAAUUAUCAGGUUGACUCUGACAGUCGACCAACUCCCAUGGGCCCUCCACCAACUUCACAUUUCCAUGUUCUGUCAGACACUCCAUCGGGUCUGCAGCCCAUCAACCCACCCAAGACACCUCAGCCAUCAGCUGCCAAAACUCUGCUGGAUUUGGACAAGAAGGAUCCUACCAAAAAAACUGACUCAGAUCCUGGAACUAAUUUUGGCCUUAAGCUUGACCAGUAUGCCCGGAAACCUGCAGCUUUACGUAACAAGACAGCAGCCAGUAUGACCCGUGAAUGGACAGAGCAGGAGACACUGCUGCUUCUGGAAGGUUUGGAGCUCUACAAGGAUGACUGGAACAAAGUGUGCGAACAUGUAGGUAGCAGGACACAAGACGAGUGCAUUCUCCACUUCCUGAGACUGCCUAUUGAGGACCCUUAUCUUGAGGAUCAUGAAGCAGGAGGAGGCGCACUGGGACCUCUGGCAUACCAGCCCAUUCCAUUCAGCAAAGCUGGCAACCCAAUCAUGUCCACUGUUGCAUUUCUUGCAUCGGUGGUGGAUCCAAGGGUGGCUGCGUCAGCAGCAAAGGCAGCGAUGGAAGAGUUUGCAAGCAUCAAGGAUGAAGUACCAGCAGCUCUGAUGGAUGCACAUUUUAAGAAUGUUGAGGCAUCAUCCACUGAUGGGAAGUUCGAUCCGUCAGCUGGUCUGGCACAAAGUGGAAUUGCUGGUACGGUCCCUGAGAAGGAGGAAGAAUCAAUGGAGAAGGAGAAGAAAGAAGGGGAGAAAGAAAGUGAAGAGAAGGCAACAGGGACUGAUGGAGAGAAGAAAGAAGGAGAUAAAUUGGAGCCAAUGGAAGUGGACAAAAAGCCCGAGGAGAAGGAGAGUCCCAAGGAACAAAGUGCUGAAGAGAAGGCAUCAGGUACAGAGGAAAGUCUGGCCAUGAAGGAGGAGAAGCUGGAGGAGGCAGCAGCAGUCAGCACAGGAGACAGUGCAGGUGAAACAGAACAGGAACGACUGGUGAAGGAUGCACAGCUCCAAGCAGCUGCUGCUGCUGCUUUAGCUGCAGCUGCAGUGAAAGCAAAACAUUUAGCAGCUGUGGAGGAGCGAAAAAUAAAGUCCCUGGUUGCCCUUUUGGUGGAGACGCAGAUGAAGAAGCUUGAAAUCAAGCUUCGUCACUUUGAGGAACUGGAAACAACAAUGGAACGAGAGCGCGAAGGACUGGAAUACCAGCGACAGCAGCUGAUCACCGAACGCCAGCAGUUCCACUUGGAGCAGUUGAAAGCUGCUGAGUUCCGGGCUCGUCAGCAAGCACACCAGCGACUUGCUGCAGAACAGGGUUCAUGGCAGUCUGCGUCUUCCCAGCAGGGUGGCAGUAUAGUAAGCUCAGGUUCUGCAGUUGCUGGCAAUGCAGCAUCCUCUGGUAGUGAACAGCAGUCUGGUGGUCCUGUUACACCAAGCACCACACCCACUCCACCCUCACCACAAGCUGUGCCUGGAUCAGGUCCACCUCAUUCAGGUGCCACUGCAGUUCCUCCUCUUCAUCCCUCAGCAGCAGGCUCUCCCUCUCCUGGACCACCAAUGGGAGCACAGCCAUCUCCACAGCAGGCCACCUAGACACCCAGUUUGUCUCCUAUCACAGAGGUUUUGAUUGAGCAUUGCAACAGUAUGUGCAAAGCCAGGAUGCUCUUGAUUUCAGUGGUUUUAGAAUGGAUCUUUCUAGACAUUUUUAAUAUGUGAGUGAAGUGGUGGGUUUGUUGCUCUGGGGAGAAGAGAUUAACUUUUUGAGUACUGCGUAUGUCUGCUUUUCAUAUCAGUGUCAGUGACAGAUUUUUCUAUUCAUUUUAUGUAUAUGUAUUAUAUUGGAAUUGAUGUGUCUAUGGCUAGUAAUUAGAAUCUCAUUCUAAGAGUCUCGCCAACAGUGACAACAUGAAUUGCGCCAAUAGUAGUUAUAUACAAGAGAUUGAUAAUUAGUAUUUUAAGAAAAGAAAUAUAUAUAUUAAAAAUGAA
Molecule: messenger RNA, 3587 nt
Organism: Cryptotermes secundus
Lineage: Eukaryota; Metazoa; Arthropoda; Insecta; Blattodea; Kalotermitidae
Gene: mor
Product: SWI/SNF complex subunit SMARCC2
Exons: 14
Coding region: 105-3194 (1029 amino acids)
Biological process (GO): positive regulation of DNA-templated transcription
Cellular component (GO): SWI/SNF complex
Molecular function (GO): histone binding; DNA binding
Source: RefSeq, a predicted model, not a curated record